AUGUCUCUCCACCGCAACCCCCCAUUCCGCGUCGAGCAUCUCGGCUCCCUCCUUCGUACUCACGAGCUUCUCGACACCAAGACUGCCUUCGAGAGUGGCAAGGCCUCCCAGGCUGACCUCGAGGCCAUCGAGAAGAAAGAUAUCAAGGAUGUCGUCGAGCUCCAGAAGAAGCUGCGCUACCCUGCCCUCUCAGACGGAGAGUACUGCAGACACAUGUUCUGGGGCUCCUUCUUCCCCGGCCUCGACGGGUUCGAGGAACUCCAGGAUCCCAACCCAGAUGUCUUCCGCCCCUAUGCCCCCGAUGUCGCUGCCUUCCUCGAGGCCGGCCACAAGCCCGGCGAGAGCGUCUUCUGCACAGGCAAGAUCAAGCACGUCGGCAGCACAUACGUUGACCAGUUCAAGUACCUUGCUAGCCUCGUUGCUCCCGAGGAGGUGAAGAACCUGAAGAUCACCCUUGCUGCCCCUAACUGGUACCACCUGCGGUACCGCGAGGGCUUCGCCUUCCCCAAGGACGUCUACGCCAAUGUCGAUGAGUACUUCGCCGACAUUGCCAAGGCCUACCAGGACGAACUCCAGAUCCUGCAUGACGCUGGCUGCCGUAACGUGCAAUUCGAUGACCCUAACCUUGCUUACUUCUGCUCCGACAAAAUGCUCCAGGGCUGGAAGGAAGACACUGCCAACAAGUACAGCGCCGACGAGACCUUCGAAAAAUACAUCAAGCUGUACAACGACUGCCUCGCGAAGCGGGCUCCCGACUUCCACGUCGGCGUCCACCUUUGCCGCGGAAACUUCGUUGGCUCGCGCCACUUCUCUGAAGGCGGCUACGACCGCAUCGCCACUAAGCUCUUCAAGGAACUCAACGUCGACACCUACUACCUCGAAUACGACACCCCCCGUGCCGGCGGUUUCGAGCCGCUCAAGGAGCUGCCCCGGAACAAGAACGUCAUCCUCGGUGUUGUGACCUCCAAGUUCCCCGAGCUCGAGGAUAAGGAGGAGAUGAAGAAGCGUGUUUAUGAUGCCGCCAAGUUCAUUGCUGAGGGUAAUGGGGUCACUCUGGAGCAGGCUCUUGACCAGGUUGGUGUGAGCCCGCAGUGUGGCUUUGCUAGUCACCGUGAGGGUAACCUCAUUGAUCGCGAUGGGAUGGUCAAGAAGUUGCAGCUUGUUAGGGAUAUUGCGGAUGAUAUCUGGCCUGGACAGCUGUAA
Aspergillus puulaauensis is the source of this 1203-nucleotide messenger RNA. RefSeq names its product cobalamin-independent methionine synthase II family protein. NCBI's taxonomy places the organism in Eukaryota, Fungi, Ascomycota, Eurotiomycetes, Eurotiales, Aspergillaceae. Bases 1 to 1203 code for a protein of 400 amino acids. The record is from RefSeq and is a predicted model, not a curated record. Gene Ontology annotation, molecular function: 5-methyltetrahydropteroyltriglutamate-homocysteine S-methyltransferase activity; zinc ion binding. The transcript has 3 exons.